Oryzias latipes (Japanese medaka) is the source of this 4325-nucleotide messenger RNA. RefSeq names its product PR domain containing 1a, with ZNF domain (gene prdm1a). Gene Ontology annotation, cellular component: cytoplasm; nucleus. Gene Ontology annotation, molecular function: protein binding; DNA-binding transcription repressor activity, RNA polymerase II-specific; RNA polymerase II cis-regulatory region sequence-specific DNA binding. NCBI's taxonomy places the organism in Eukaryota, Metazoa, Chordata, Actinopteri, Beloniformes, Adrianichthyidae. Gene Ontology annotation, biological process: regulation of transcription by RNA polymerase II; cell fate commitment. The record is from RefSeq and is marked provisional.
GCAUUUGCAAACAAGUCUCUGAGUGGAUCACAGGCUCUCCUGCGCUCAUUUCAGCGCUCGCGCACGGACGCACAGGCUUGAGUGGAGUAUCAGCGAGAGGAGCCCAGGGGGAGAACUGCACCUGUCCCACGCGCGCGGAGGAUCCCACGGCUCGUCCUUAUGUGUGGAUGGGAUCAAAGUUACAUGGCGACCUCUCAUAGCUCGGCCACAUUGACCAGUGAGGGGGCACACACCAUGGAGCAAGAGGACACACACCCCAAGAUGGCCUCCACAGCCACCAGCAUGCUGUCAGACGGAGCUGAGACGUUGACCGACACGGACGUCGACGUGGAGAUGGAGGAGACAGACAUGAGCACAUGGACCGACACAGAGUUUGAGAAGAAGUGCACGUACAUCGUCCAAGACACGCCGUGGGAGGCGGCCCCAGAUGGCGAUGGCAUGAUGACGACAACAAGAGCGGAGGUGUCGCUGCCGCGAAAUCUUGCCUUCAAACACAAGGCUGGCAGCAAAGAGGUGGUCGGCGUGUGCAGCAGAGAAUACAUCCCCCAAGGAACGCGCUUCGGCCCUCUGGUGGGCGAGAUCUACACGGCCGACAGCGUACCCAAAGACGCCAACCGCAAAUACUUCUGGAGGAUCUAUGCAGACGGUGAUUUUCACCAUUUUGUGGACGGCCUGGAUGAGACUCGGUCCAACUGGAUGCGCUACGUGAACCCGGCUCGCUCCGCCGCAGAGCAGAACCUGGCAGCGUGCCAGAACGGCAUGGAGAUAUACUUCUACACGGUGAAGCCUGUCCCUGCCGGUGCCGAGCUGCUGGUGUGGUACUGCCACGAGUUUGCCCGCCGCCUGCGGUACCCGUCCUCAGGGGAGCUGAUGAUGCAGAAGCUCAAGGAGUCACUUUUAGAGGGCAAGCACCAUAAGUUGAGCAGCGAGGAGCAUUUAGAUGAAGCAUCCAGCCCAUCUCCUGUCAGGGUUACCCCAAAGCCACCAAAGAGGGAGCACAGCGUCCUUUCCAUUCUGCGUGGCACCAACAGCACCUCGUCUGGGUCCAGCAAGAGGGAGCCCAGCCGGCCGCUUGUCACCCGCCCUCUUUGUGCUGACAGCCCAGAGCGGCCCCUGUACCCCCGUGCUCUUUACCCGGCUAUCAGGCCCCACCCACACAUGUCAGAUGACUUCCUCAGUCACAAACCCAGCAACCUCGGCUACCCUUCAACUCACUCCCCUGGAAACCAGUCUUCAGCUACACCUAGUCCAUCUGCAAGGAGCAGUCCAGACAGCACCCCACAGGGGAGCCCCUGUGGUCCUGCCCCAUCCCCUGCGUCAUUUUACCCUACCGGACUCGGUUCCUACCCUGGAUACUCACCACCAUCUGCCCCCCUCUCCACACAAUUUUAUUCUCCAGCAAGCCCCUACCCACGGUACCUCCUACCACAUCACUACCCUCUUUCUGGUGGUGGUGUUCCUACAGUUGGAGGGAUGAUUCCUAGAAUGUACCCUCUCUUGCACCCUCAUGUGCCCCUCUUGCCCUCUGACCCAGGAAGGCACUUCUUAAUGCCGGAACCUAUGCACCCCUCUUCCUUUUCUUCCCACAGAGACCUCUUUCUACCUGGGUCCACCAGUGCCUUCACUAUCAAAACUCCCCUGAUAGACAGAGCAGGGCCUCACAACCCUUAUUCUGGACUCCUUAACCCACACGGACCGGCCCGAACCCCCUCAAGUGGCUCCCCAACUGCGGGCACUGCACCUCCCAGCGAGCAGGUGCCCACAAAGCCUACCUCAGCCCUACUGGGCAACACCAGCGAACAUCGUACUGAUGAAGAGGCCAUUAACCUGACAAAGGUGAAGCGGGGAGCCGGCUCUGCAGGCUACAAGGCGCUGCCUUACCCUCUAAAGAAGCAGAACGGCAAAAUCAAAUACGAGUGCAACGUGUGCAGUAAGACCUUCGGGCAACUGUCAAACCUGAAGGUUCAUCUACGUGUGCACAGUGGAGAAAGACCAUUUAAAUGUCAGACCUGCAGCAAAGGGUUCACUCAGCUUGCUCACCUGCAAAAACACUACUUGGUCCACACUGGGGAGAAGCCACAUGAAUGUCAGGUUUGUCACAAGCGCUUCAGCAGCACCAGCAACCUGAAAACUCACCUGCGUCUCCACUCAGGGGAAAAGCCUUACCACUGCAAACUAUGCCCGGCAAAGUUCACCCAGUUCGUCCACCUCAAGCUCCACAAGCGCUUGCACUCCCGUGAGCGUCCCCACAAAUGCCCGCACUGCCAUCGCCACUACAUCCACCUGUGCAGCCUGCGACUUCACCUGAAGGGUUACUGCCUGGCAGUAAACUCUGGCUCUCGCAGUCCGACUGUUUCCAGCCAGGCUGCUUUGGAAGAAAUGCAUCGCGCCAAUGAAGAGAUAGAGCGCUUUGAUAUCAGCGAGCAUGCGGAGCGGCUGGACCAGCUUCCAGGUGGGGCGGAGAUAGACACCAUGUUGGAGAAACAAGUGCUGGGGAUGCUGUGGAGAGACACUGAGAUGAAGUCUCUCCACUUUCACCCCCAUCACAAAGGCGGCUCCACCGAGCUUUUGUCUUCAGGCUACGGUUCGUACGAGUCUGCAAAAGAGACCUCUGUCAUCAAAAUGCGGCGCAGCAGCCCCGACUCCUCACUUCCUGUUGGCGUCACUGUCAAGCAGGAGUCAGACGAUCAUGCCUAAAGGACUUCAUGAGCAUUCAGGUCUGCUCGACGGGGCUUGUUGCCAGGAGCAACAACUGUAAAUAGAUAUUUACCUUAGAUGUCAUCAGGAGUGACACCAGAACUAUGGCAGGUUUUUUAAAUCUAUCAGGGACUCAUGAACUCAGGGCUGCAAGAGACACUGUCCCAUGACUACUUUGAGUGUCUAUCAGUUUUAGACAAUCAUAUAAAAAGGACUGACUUUUAGUGUAAUUAAUAUAAUUUUGCUAUUCUUUUGUGGUUUUGUCUUUUUUAUUGUCUUUAUUUCUUUGAUUACCCAGUUUGACCAUAUUCUAAUUUAUUAUGCGUUUCGUUUGUUUUCAAAAGCAAUAAGUGGAUGGGACUGUAACACUGAUAGGGGGAAAACCCUGUAAGAACAUAGAUGCUUGGGUUUGCUUUGUUGCCAUUUCACCGCACAUAGUCCCUUUUUAUUUGUCAGUUGAAGUCCAGUGGCCUCUGAUCAGCAGAAACGGGGGCGUCCACUUUUCAGGGUCUUACUUAUUUAUGUUCAGGAGUCAAAGUAGCAGUUUAAAAGUGGGAAAAACUUGCCAAAGUACGGCACAUGUUCAUUUGAAGAGCUGACUUUUGUUGUAGCUCUCCUUAAGCCCUUUUUUUGUUCUUUUUCUGAUGACUGAUUUAUUUAAUGAAACAGAAAAGGGCAUUUUUUUGUAUACUUUACAACAAUUACCUCAGUGUGGAUGUGAUGAUGUGAUUGUGUGUUUCAAGGGACAGCUGAAGGUGGGAGUUUUCUAUUUAUUGAUGUUUUUGCUACUAAAAAGGGAAAAACAGAACUGUUCUUCAUGUGGUCCAAAAAGAAGUGGCAAAUCCCACUUAACAUGUAGCACAUAACGAACUUGGGACUUAAGGGAUGCCCCCUCCAGCCUCCCGGCCCGCCUCCUCUUGUCCCUCUUUUUUUUUUUUUUUUACUUUUUUGUUCUUUUUCUAUGACACUGUUAUUGCCCAGCAGGGAUGUGAAUGGGUUUGGGUAAUGAUGAAUUAAAUAUAUAAAUAGGUGAUGAUGAAACCAAAACUGAAAUGCACAACAAAAUGUUUGAAAAAUGAAAAAGGUGGACAAAAGAAGAAGGAUUUAAGGGAUAAAAAUGUUGAAGAAAAGAUGUACUUUUUGUGUAUAAAAUGUUGGCUUUUUUAGGUCUUUUGAGUAUGUUUUUUGUUGUACGGUUGUUCUGAAUUGUUAUGGUUUAGUUGUAGAACAGUAGCAUCUUCUUAAGCCCCGCCCAUCCGCUGCCUUGUUAAGAACAUUAGAGCACCUCAACUUUCUUUUAUGCACUGACUCCCUUCUUCUUACUUCACUGUGUCCAAAAUUCACAAAACAGGUCAAACUGCAUUAAGGCCCCAUCUGAUGUUACUACAAAUGUAAUUUUUUUUCUAUAGCAGCUCAGCAACUUCAGCUGAAACUCUGAAGCUUUAAGUCUUUCUUCUAUGUUUUCUAAUAUUCAACCAAAGCUUAUCUGUCUCUGGUCAAAGCUUUACUCCAAAGAAACAUCCCCAAAGACUUGUCUGUGUUUACAUUCUGGUUUACAUAGUUAUUUAUGUUCAAAAAAUAUCAAAAACUGUAAAUUAUUAUAUAAAUGUUCACAGUCCUAAUCAAAA